AUGUCUGAUAAUCCCUAUCCACAGGACGAGGGGUCGCAACUAUAUGAUAACUUUGAUAUAUCACCUCCUUCCAUUGUAAUUAGGAAAGCUGAUACCGAUCAAUCGUUAAACAAAAUUAUGCUCACACAGGAAUCCCAAGAUAUCAACAACUACUAUACUGAAAAUACCGACAACAACAAAAACAGCAGUAACUAUGAAGACUACACAUUUUCUGGAAAUUCAUCAAACCGACAACAAAACCAACAACAUAUGUAUGAGGACAUGUCCACCCAGUUUCAAUAUUCCAACAAUUCAUCAUUUGAGCCUCCACCAGCACCUACUGUGGAAUUGACAGAUGACCCAUUGCCUAAUUUCAAUUACCCUCCUUCAAACAUUUAUAUAAAUGAUAACGCGUCAGACAUAUCAUUAAACACAAAGGACUUACCUCAAUUUACCACUAACGAAUUUCUAUCUCCAACAUCACAACUCAGUACCCCCUUUUCACCUGGCCAUUAUUCACAACUGCUGCAAGAUUUCUUACAAGUGAAUCACACUAAUAGUAGCAACAACAACAAUUUAUUAAAUCCUCGUUCGCCGUCACAAUAUUCAUCGCAUUCCUUGUACUCAGACAAUUCAUCACAACCUGCAUCUCCAUUUUUAGAUGCAGCUUCCCAUGUUAGCAACAAUAGUUUUGUUCCCCCAGUGAUACCUUCUGCAUUAUCUGAUGUUGGGUCACAACACCUUGACCCAUCCAAUAACUUGGGAGUUUCUGUAAAUCAACAUUUUGAUUCUGUUAACGAAUUUUUGAGUGCAGGUGAAAUACAACUUGGACAAUCUGUUAGUUCAACGAAUUUGCCUUCUAUGGAAGAUAGUAUGAAAUGGGGUGGUAGUGGACAAGAAGUAUACACUAGUCUAGCGAUGAUGGAACAAAGAGUCAACACUGGUAACAGUGGCAUUGAAUUAGCAACACAUCAAUUUUCUGAGAUUCAAGUUAAACAAGACGAGCAACAACAACAGCAACAACAAGCUAAUAUCAAUCAACAGUAUAGUUUUUCAAACCCACAAAUGAAAUUUGAUUUCGAUAUAACAGUGACUCCUCCACCUCAACAACAAGAAGUGAAAUCUUACGGCAACGACAAGGAUUUAAAUAACAGUGGUUCCACUAACGAUAACAAUAACAGCCAACUUGAUAUUGUGAGUACUGCAGCUACGAACAAUUCUAACCAGUUAUUGACAGAAAAUAAUUUAUCCAAUUAUAAUCAAUUAAAUCAACAAACAAGACAAAGUAAUGACAAUGAUAGUUUACAGAUUCAUCGAGAUGCUUCAGGAAUAAUUAUUUCCAUCAAUCAAGCCCCUGAGGAAGUUGCAGCCAAAACACCAUCAUUAUUUAGUAAUUCUUCAGCAAAUUCAUCAAUUCAUAAUUCACCACGAAGUGAUAUUGAUAAAGGCAGUCAAUAUCACAACAAUGGCGAUGGUAAUAGUCUUUUACCGAAUUCACAAUUAUUACCUUCAUCACCAAACUCCAAUCAUGAUAGUUAUGCCAGUGGCAACGAUGAAAAUAAUCUAUUAAACCCAGAAGAAUUCCAAUCGGUGAAACGAGGACGAAGGAAAAGUCAUGCAUCAAGGUCAUCAACCAAUCCUCAUAGUGUAUCUCCUCGAUCAAGAUCGAAAUCACCAAAUGACGCCUCCGAUAAUGAAUCAGAAGAUGUAUUACAAUCACGAGAGAAAAUGUUAGAGUUGGCAUUACCAUCACUGUCGUCAAAACGAACUCAAAAACAUCCAAGUUUAUAUGCAUGUCAUUUAUGUGAUAAACGUUUCACUCGUCCUUACAAUUUAAAAUCACAUAUUCGAACUCAUACACAAGAAAAGCCUUUUAUAUGUAGUAAAUGUGGUAAACUGUUUGCUCGAUCUCAUGAUAAGAAACGACAUGAGCUAUUACAUCAAGGUAUUAAGAAUUUUAAAUGUGAAGGAUAUUUACAAGAUGGAACUCGAUGGGGGUGUGGUAAACUGUUUGCUCGUGCUGACGCUUUGCGACGACAUUUUCAAACCGAAGCCGGGAAGCAAUGUGUUAAGCGGUUGUUGUUGGAAGAACAAGCAAAUUCAAAUGGUAAACCAAUUGCUACUAGUAGUGGUGUUGAAAUUACUUAG
Messenger RNA from Candida dubliniensis CD36, 2127 nucleotides. It is a transcript of the gene CRZ1, whose product is annotated as DNA-binding transcription factor. The coding region runs from base 1 to 2127 and encodes 708 amino acids. NCBI's taxonomy places the organism in Eukaryota, Fungi, Ascomycota, Pichiomycetes, Serinales, Debaryomycetaceae. Gene Ontology annotation, molecular function: RNA polymerase II cis-regulatory region sequence-specific DNA binding; DNA-binding transcription factor activity, RNA polymerase II-specific. Gene Ontology annotation, biological process: regulation of DNA-templated transcription. The transcript has a single exon. The record is from RefSeq and is a predicted model, not a curated record.